AUGAACUCCAACAGAGCCGCUGCCAAUGGCAAUCAUGCUAUCGUCGAUUACCCUAGCGGCCCAGUCGCAAAGGCAAAGAAGACUAAGCCAGUCAAGCAUGGCGGCUUGAUGCAACUGUACCGUGCCUCUCGUCGGCCUCUCCCCAGUGAGAUGGGAGAUGGCACCUACAAAAAGGUUGUCAACAGGCCGACUCUGAUGCAGGAUCUGAGCACAAUCACUUUCGCAGACCUAAAGACGCUCAAGGCAAUUAUCCUUUCGAAGCUAAAGGGCGAAACGCAAAGCGAUGACAAGACAAUGAUCAUGGAGAAGACCAUCCAAUUGGUAGCUGCGCUGCCCAAUGGCUCUAAGCGACAAGAGGUACUCACCAAUAUGUUCAUCGACGAGCUAUGGUAUUCGCUUGAUCAUCCUCCAUUGUUGUACAUGGGAGACGAGUUUCGUUUCCGCCAGGCUGAUGGAUCCAACAAUAAUCCUCUCAUGCCCAAACUUGGCGCAGCUGGGACUCCUUACUCACGCUCAGUCAGACCCGGAGUCGUGCCACUGGGGGCUCUGCCGGAUCCUGAAGCUAUCUACGAAUCUCUAAUGGCCAGGGACAAGUUCAUCAAGAACCCUAACAACGUCUCGAGCAUUCUCUGGUACUGGGCCACUAUCAUCAUUCAUGACUUGUUCUGGACCAACGAAAGAGAUGCCAAUAUCAACGAUUCGUCGUCGUACCUCGAUUUGGCUCCCCUGUACGGCCAUAGCCAAGAUGCUCAGAAUACUGUCCGCACGUUCAAGGACGGUAUGUUGAAGCCGGAUACUUUCGCCGAUAAGCGACUUCUUGGUAUGCCUCCUGGUGUCUGCGUGAUUCUCAUCAUGUUCAACCGCUUCCACAACUACAUCGCCGCAAACCUGGCCGCUAUCAACGAAGGCAACAGGUUUGCCAAGCCUUCCUCUGACCUACAGGGAGAUGCUGCGACUGCAGCUUGGAAGAAGUACGAUGAAGAGCUAUUCCAGACCGCUCGUCUGGUGACUUCUGGUUUGUACAUUAACAUUACUCUUGUUGACUACGUGCGAAAUAUUAUCAACUUGAACCGUGUUGAUACCGAGUGGACUUUGGAUCCUCGCCAGGAGGCCGGCACAGAUGUUGGCACUACCAAGGGCUCUGAACGAGGUGUCGGAAACAGCGUCUCUGCCGAGUUCAACAUCUGCUAUCGCUGGCACUCUUGCAUCUCCGAAAUGGACGAUCAGUGGAUGCACCACUUCUAUGACGAGCUUUUGGGCGAGAACUAUGGCACCAUGGACAUGCGCAUGUUCAUGACUGCCGUCCGCAAGUUCGCUAUGAGCAUGAACAAGGAUCCCGCCGACUGCGUGUUUGGCGGAUACACUCGUGGUCCCGAUGGACGUUUUGAUGAUGACGAUCUCGUCGACUGCAUCUCCACAGCUAUUGAGCAGCCAGGAGGCUCAUUCGGCGCUCGCAACAUCCCUCGUAUCAUGAAGCCUGUAGAGAUGUUGGGCAUCAUCCGCGGCCGAAAGUGGAAUCUUGCGGGCUUGAACGAGUUCCGUAAGCACUUUGGUCUCAAGGCCUACGAGACCUUUGAGGAGAUCAACUCUGAUCCUCAGGUUGCUGACGCUCUGCGCAACUUGUACCAGCAUCCUGAUUACGUUGAGCUCUAUCCUGGCAUGGUUGCCGAGGAGGCCAAGACGCCAAUGGUGCCUGGUGUCGGUAUCGCUCCCACUUACACCAUUUCCCGAGUCGUCUUGUCCGACGCCGUCUCGCUUGUGCGUGGUGACAGACACUACACCACCGACUAUAACCCCAAGUAUCUCACUCACUGGGGUUACAAGGAGGUCGCCUAUGAUCUCAAGGUCAACCACGGCUGCGUUUUCUACAAGUUGUUCAUCCGGGCCUUCCCCAACCACUUCAAGCAAGAUUCUGUAUACGCCCACUAUCCCAUGGUCAUCCCUCAGGAGAACCGCAAGAUCCUGACCAGCCUGAACCGUGUUCACCGCUUCAGCUUUGAGCGCCCAAGAGCUGCUGCUCCUCGCGUUGAGGUCACAUCCUUUGGUGGCUUCAAUCACGUCUUCUCCAAUACCGACAAGUACAAUGUUCAGUGGCAGCAAGGUCUUGAGAUUCUUACUGGCCGCAGCGGCCGGUACAUGCAGGCCAGCGACCGCAAGACGCUCGAGUCUCUUCUCUACAAGGGCGAUUGGAAGAAUGUCGUCAAGGCUUUCUACGCAAAGACGGCGGAGAAGCUCUUGGCAGAGAAGUCGUACACUAUCAUGGGCAAGAAGCACAUCGACGUUGUUCGUGACCUUGGCAACACGGCUCACACUCACUACGCUGCCCAGAUCUUCAACAUUCCUCUCAAGACUCAGGAGAACCCCAAGGGUGUCUUCUCUGAGCAAGAGCUGUAUGCCGCUUUGGCUGCCAUUUUCACCACCCUCUUCCUUGACGUUGAUCCCGUUAAAUCUUUCCCUCUUCGCCAGAAGACCAAGGAGAUUGCCGAUGCGCUCGGCGCGUCAAUUGAGACGACUGUCAAGUACACCAAGUCUCUUGGUCUGCGUCUGUUCACAGGCAAUACCAAGAAUGACCCGCUGUCCACCGCCGGUGUCAAUGCUGUCAAGGGUCUGGCCAAGUCUGGCCUGGAUGCUCAUGAUAUUGCGUGGGGUUUGAUUCUCCCUACCGCUGCUGCCGCUGUGCCGUCACAAGGUCGUCUGUUUGCCCAAGCCCUUGACUGGUAUCUCUCCACUGAAGGCGCCCCAUACGUCAACGAUAUCCACACCUUGGCCAACCAGGAGCCCAGCCCUGAGGUUGACUCUCUCCUCCUCGGUUUCGCCAUGGAGGGUGUCCGUAUGGCUGGUGCCUUCAGCCUACACCAAGUUUCUACCGGCACCGACACCAUCACUGAAGAUGACGGACGCAAGGUCAAGGUCAACCAAGGUGACAAGGUCUUUGUCUCCUUUGUAUCUGGCGCUCGUGACCCUCACCAGUUCCCCAACCCUGAAACUGUCGACCCUCGCCGUCCUCUAGAGUCUUACAUACAGUUCGGCGCCGGAACGCACACUGCCGUUGGUAACGAAGUCAGCCAGAUUGCACUGGUGGAGCUCUUCCGAGCCAUCUUCAAGAAGCAAGGCUUGAAGAAGGUUGUGGGACCUCAGGGUGAGCUGAAGAAAGUUGCUAGGCAAGGUGGCCUUAGCGAGUACCUCACUGAGGAUUGGGGCACUCUUUCGCCUUUCCCUCUUUCCAUGAAAGUUACUUGGAAUAAUUAG
Messenger RNA from Trichoderma asperellum CBS 433.97, 3249 nucleotides. RefSeq lists its product as uncharacterized. The record is from RefSeq and is a predicted model, not a curated record. Gene Ontology annotation, biological process: response to oxidative stress. Gene Ontology annotation, molecular function: iron ion binding; oxidoreductase activity, acting on paired donors, with incorporation or reduction of molecular oxygen; heme binding. Lineage: Eukaryota; Fungi; Ascomycota; Sordariomycetes; Hypocreales; Hypocreaceae.